GCCAAGAGGCUCCACCUCACCUAAUUGGGAACAAUUUUUCCCGUUUCUUUUUUUUCUGGAGGAAACUUUACUUCAUAUCCAAUUCCCGGCUACAAUUGGGCAAUAUAUUUUUUACUGGAGCCGCUGGAAACCAGACUCAAUACAACGUAGGCUUUGGUGGCCUUCAAAACCCCAACAACAAACAACAACAAAAAACAUUUAAAAAUAACUUUGGCUGUGUUAGCAUGAAGUACACACUUGUUACUAGCAAGGACCAGCCUCCUGGGCCUCUCAGCCAAGAAGACAAGCAAACACAGUAAGAUGUUGGUGCAGGAGUAUGUAAGGCCCAGAAUGGUUUUCUGAUGUUGAAGAAAUGGUGUAGGUUAUCCUAGGCGGUGGUAUUCAUCCGAUGUUCUGGAAUCUCCUGUUACUACUUGGUUGGGGCACCACAAGAAUGAUGAUAGAGACUGUGGUGGAAGGCAGUGGCAAGUUGGAUUUUGGUGAAUAUGAACUUGAACUUUGGGAUUUAAGGUAUAAUAGCAUGUUACAUAAACACAUGCGAAGGAUGCAAGGAGAUCACCUCGGUGGAAAAUCAAGGUUGCGGGAUUGGCUACGACCAUCGUGUGUCCCUAUCACCAUCAUCGUCACACUAUCAAUGCUCAUUGUUGCCAUGGCUCUCCUGGAUGACAGCAUUUCCCGUAUCCAGAAUAAAUACUCUGAAUGUGAUCACUGCAGUUUUCGUUUGGUUGAGAGUAUUCCUGAGAACCUGACGUAUAGUGCUGGUAGUGUGGAAUAUCCUAGCAUCUAUAGUGCUUGGGCAUCCCUCAUUGAUGGUGCAGAAUAUUCCAUUGAUAUAGCAGCAUUUUACUGGACGCUUCUCAAUGAUGAUGUUACUAAGAAGCCAGUAGCAUCAUCCUGGCAAGGAGAGGAUAUUCUCAGACGUCUUAAUGAUACAGGUCUGGAUAAAAAUGUGCUUAUUAGAAUAGCACAGAAUUCACCCUCAGCUGUUUCUCCUCAACAUGACAGUGCAAUGCUUGCUGCAGCUGGUGCAGCUCAGGUUCGAAGCUUAGACUUUGACUCUCUCAUGGGUGGAGGUGUUCUGCAUACUAAGAUGUGGAUAGUUGAUGGUCAGCACAUAUAUCUUGGAAGUGCAAAUAUGGACUGGCGCUCUCUUACACAGGUGAAAGAAGUUGGCAUAGUUAUUAACAACUGCUCUUGUUUGGCCAGUGACAUGAGCAAAAUUUUUGAGGUAUACUGGCAACUGGGUAAGAAGGGAGCUGACAUACCACCUGUCUGGCCAAAGCCACUGCAGACCAUUUUUAACAUUGAGAACCAGCUGGCUGUGAAUCUCAGUGGUUUUACAAUCAACACUUAUCUGUCUAGUUCUCCCCCUCCAUUCUGUCCAAAAGGAAGGAGCAACGACAUUGAUGCCAUUAUAGAUGUGAUCAGUAAGGCUAAGAAGUUUGUUUACAUUGCUGUUAUGGACUAUUUCCCAAAGAUGCUCUUUACUAAGAAGAAAUAUUGGCCUGUUAUUGAUGACAGCCUGCGUGCUGCAGCCAUGGAGAGAGGUGUUCGUAUACGGGUGCUUGGUUCACACUGGAAUCAUACACGACUUGAUAUGAAGUAUUACUUAAAGUCUCUUCAGGACCUUAACAGUACUGAAACCAUGAUGAACAUUGAAGUGCGCUUGUUUGUAGUACCAGCAUAUACAGAAGAGCAAGAAGAAAUUCCUUUUGGUCGAGUCAACCAUAACAAGUACAUGGUGACUGAUAAUACAGCCUACAUUGGUACUUCCAACUGGAGUGGAGACUACUUUAUCAACACAGCUGGCAUAGGACUAGUAGUCAAUGAAACAGAUUCGACAUCAACAUAUCCAGAUGUUGAUGUGGAUGCUCUCUCUCUCCGUUGCCAACUCCAGGCAUUAUUUGAACGAGAUUGGACUUCUGAAUAUGCUAAACCCAUAGAUGAGUUCUUUCAGUAAUGUGAAUAUUAAUGCUGUGCUUUGUAUUGAGCUGACUGGUUCAGCCAUAGAGGAAUUCUUAUACUAAUGGAACUGGUAAUGUAUUUUAUUGAACUACUGUAAUUGAUACAUCCAUAAGGAAUUCUUAAUGUAAUGCAAAAAGUAAUGUGCUUUAUUGAACUAACCGAGCCAUGUGUACGAGUUAAAUGGAUAUAUGCAAAUUGUUAUGAAUGCAGGUUUACAUUGAACAUGAUAUAUAUAUUUGUAUGGUAUUUAUUCUCACAAAGUUUGGUUUCUUCCAGGCACCAAAGAUAUUGUCAGAACAGUCAUUUUCUGUUAUUGGUUAGUAUUAUAUAUAAGAUGUGACCCUUUUGAUCUUGAUAUCUGCUUUACUGUUUUUAUUAAUAUCCUCCCAUUUACCUCUGUGAAAAAUGGAAUAAUUAUAUUUUUAUCUUUUUACACAUUUUAGUCAAGCAAUUUACACGUAUUGUUUGUUUAUAUAAGGUUCCAGGCUACAGUACAAUACUUAGUGAUGUAAGUAAGUCCAUUAACUCUAACUCAGUGUAUGCAUAAAAUUCAGUGCCUAGAUUCCGAAGGUUGGGUGAAGAUAUAAAUAUUGAAUAUAUAUUCUUUGAGAAGAAAAAAAGGAAAGUUGCCUUAGUACAGUUUUGUAUAACUUAUUCAGCUGACUGAAUGCUGAUCUUAAGACUCAUAAGUAAAUUUUUACAUUAGUUGCAGUACUUAUGAUAUGACUCUCUUAUUAGGAAAAAAUAUAUUAAACAGAAAGGAUAUUUUCACAUUUCUUUUAAUUCUUAUUGAUGCUUUAAUAAGUAAAUAUGAUUCAUUAUGUCACAGAAUUCCUGGAGAUGGGAAGUACAGUGCUGGCACUCUGAAGGAGGGGGUGUUAAUGGUGCAGUUUUAUAACUGUAGUGUAAGCAUGCCUCUGCCAAGGCAGUGAUGGAGUGAGUGAUGGAAGUUUUUCUUUUUUGGGCCACUCUGCCUUGGUGGGAAACAGCCGAUGUGUUAAUAAAAAAAAAUAAUUUAUUUAAAUUGACUUGUAUAAAAGAGACACUUGUUUAACAUUUGGUAACUCACUAUGGAAAGGUUUUGCUCACCAUGGGCUUUGUCUGUCCAGUGAAGUCUCUCAAUCUCAAUCUCAAUCUCUCUUUCUCUCUCUCAAAACUCUUGAAUUAACAGACUAAUAGGUGGCAGUGGGUGACCAGUAAUGACAAUUGUAGUGAAGAGAUGAAUAUGCCAUGAUCAUAACAAUAACAGACAAUUCUGUAACUGUGGACUUUUUAUUUAAACUGACAAUAGUCAUUUGAGAAUGAUCAUGUGUUCUAAUUUUAUUAGGAAUUUGUGUUGCAAAUGAAGAGUGCUAUCUUUAGUGUGUAUUUUCUAUGACAUUGUUGCACAGAUUAUCGAUUACUAUGGAAAAUGUGAAGACUUAGAUAUGUACUUCAUAAGCUGAAAAUUAUCAUUGUUGUACACUGAUGACAGUGAAAUCCAGUAAAUAUUUCCAGUGUUAGACCAUAUAUUAACCCUUAAACUGUCCGAACGUAGAUCUAUGUUUUUGUACAUUCUUUCUUAUGGAGAAAAUCAAGGUUGGAGCGCUAUGCUUGCAAACGUAGAUCUACGUUUGGACAGUUUAAGGGUUAAGCUUCAUGACAAACAGUAUAUGUACAUAGCACAUGUUUGACUUACGUGGUGCAUUAGACUAGUAGCCGAGGGGAUGAACCUGGAAUUGUUGGUAGUCUAAUGUGUUUUUGUUUACUUCUUAUUCCUAAAGUUUCCUGAUACAAGAUCUUAUGACCACCACCAUAACAGCAUUGAGUAUUUUUCAGAAUUUGCAGAUAUCCAAGAUGAAUAUUUUGUUUUUGGUGUAACUUUCCUUCUAACAUGAUUUUUUAUAUGGUUCAAAUGUCUGAACCACAGUUUUCCCAUCAGGGUAAUUUAUUUAUGGCCAUUGCAAAUUCAUCAGGAUGAUAUGCAGUGGCUAAAAAUUAACUUAUAAAGUGGCUGCUGUAGUUGUCUCCAUUGACUAUGUGUAGGAUCUCAUAUUCAUACAUUGAAUUUUCUAGGAUUGAAUUCUCAAGGAUAAGUAGAUAAAUAGGUUGUAGAGUAGAUAAUCAUAUAGGCCUUAUAUGAUACAAUAUUUUAACAUUAUGUUAGAUAGGAGUGGAGUCAUAUAGUUUUUGGGACUUGAUGAGCCGUUAAUGAGGUAACGUUUAUGCAGGAAUUCAGGGAAACUGGUUAGCUGGACUUGUGAACUACAGUGCCUGCUCUCUGAAAGAGGGGUGGAGAUAUAUGCAGUUUGGAGGGGCAUCUGAACUGUAGUGUCUGCACACCUGUGGCAAACCUGAGAAUAACGUUCUGAUACCUUAGUAAGGAAUCGUUCAAGACACUGUACACUGUGUACAUCAGGCCCAUACUGGAGUAUGCAGCAGCAGUUUGGAACCCACACCUGGUCAAGCACAUCAAGAAAUUAGAGAAAGUGCAAAGGUUUGCAACAAGGCUAGUUCCGGAGCUCAGGGGUAUGUCCUAUGAAGAAAGGUUGAGGGAAAUCGGACUGAUGGCAUUGGAGGAUAGGAGGGUCAGGGGAGACAUGAUAAUGACAUACAAAAUACUGUAUGGAAUAGAUAAGGUAGACAGAGACAGGUUGUUCCAGAGAGGGGACACAGAAACAAGGGGUCACAAUUGGAAGCUGAAGACUCAGAUGAGUCAGAGGGAUGUUAGGAAGUAUUUCUUCAGUCAUAGAGUCGUCAGAAAGUGGAACAGCCUAGCAAGUGAUGUAGUGGAGGCAGGAACCAUACAUAGCUUUAAGAUGAGGUAUGACAAAGCUCUGGAAGCAGAGAGAGAGAGGACCUAGUAGUGAUCAGUGAAGAGGCAGGGCCAGGAGCUGAGUCUCAACCCUUGCAACCACAAUUAGGUGAGCACAAGUUUUGGAAUGAAUGAUGGUAAAGAGUAUUUCUUUUUUUGGGUCAUGCUACCUUGGUGGGAGAUGGCCAUUGUUAAAAAAAAAAAAUAUUAUAGCAUAUGUUGCAUAAGCAUUACAUCUCAUUUUAUAUUCAGAAAACUGUUCAACAUAGUCUAUAUAGCUGUGUGUUACUCUGACUACAACUGCCCAGCAGAGCUCAUGAAAGUCUUCAGACAAGUUCAUACAGUUACUGGAGCACAUUGUUAAGAGAGGUGACGUACAUCGCACUGGCUUGCAGAAAAAAAAUGUCCAACGAUUCUGAUUAUGUUCUGUUUGUUAUCAAAGCUGGGUUUCGUCCUGCCCAUCAGCUCAUCUCCAACAUCUGAGAAAAAGAUAAGGUUUAGCUAAAGAUCUAGUGAUCCUUCGUUGCAAAGAUGCCAUCAUUCUCAGGUAAAAGCUUUGAACUUAGAGGAACAUUGAAUAUUUUGUGACUACACUGUCUCUAGCUCUAAGAAUCCAAAGAGGUGACACAGUGCAGGACAGCUGAAAAUAUCUAAAGAAUUUCUCAUGUAGUUUGUCUUCCUAACUUGUUUAGAAAGGAAUGAGAGCUGGACUCGCAUGCAACGUAUGAUUUACUUGCAGAAGAUGCACAGGACCUCAAAGACUGAUAUGACAAGUUCUGCAAACUGCCGAUUAAGCAACAAAGACUGCCUAAAUAUGAAUGUACUGUUACUGAUUUUGUUUUUCUCAGUGUGAUAGAUAACUAUUACUUAAUUUAAUAGAUAACAUAGCAAGCAAUUGCUAUCAGAUGUGGACAACACUGGAUGUGCAUCAAAUGUACAUGGGUUAUAAUGGUAAUGUCACUUAAAGGAAAUCAUUUAGGUAGUUUGGUGAUGCUGUUUUGGUGCUGCAUUUAGAUGGUUGUGCAAGUUUGUGAUCAUAUAUCUGAAGCAAUCAAAGUUGUAAAAACUAAUGAUUCUGAUAAGCAUGUACCACAUGUUGUAAGAUUAAAGCUGAAAUCCACUCAUAGGAAAAGUCAGCUGACUAUGAAUUUGGGCAAUUCACCCACAGUAAAACACUGUCAGACAUGAGUGACACUCCUCACAUUAGUAUCUGCACUAUCAUGAUUGCUAAUGCAAAUGUUAAUGUGGAUGAUACUCUAACAGUUGGAAAUGGAGAUAACAUGUCACUCUCCUUCAAGAAUAACCUGCUUUAUGGCUUUCAUGACAAAACAUCUCACUAUGUGGAAAUCAUGGAAAUUCUGAAUAAUAAUAAUAAUUUGAUUAUACUCUAUUAUUAUUAAAUACUGAACCUGAACGGAUCAUACAGCACUGCUGGAAAUCUAAAGAAAAGAGUAGUUUUGACAUGGAAUUGAUAUAUAACAAACCUUCAUGUCAUUGGGUAGUAGAGAGAUAUUAGCCCUUUGCAAGAACUCCAGUAUGAACUAUGUGAAAUGACAGCAUUACAGAAUCAGUUUUGUAAAAUUUUUAAGGAAAAUAAAGCUACAGUGGAUAAAUUUUACAUCAAGACAGUUAAUAACAAGAGAUAUUAUGAUAAGGGAUAGACCUUAGCUGAUCUACAGUAUAGUCUGGCCUCGUGCAGGAAUUGUCCAAAUGUGGCAGAUUGAAAUUUUAUAAUGUCUGUGAAGAGGUCCUAAUAAUUUUUGAUAGACAUGAGGGUUUGUUAGCUAAAGCAUCUAAAAGACAGUGGUGAUUUCAGGGAAGCUCUUCUGUAUAUAUUCUCAGUCCAGGAAUGCCUUUUAUCAACAAGGAGACAAGUAUGAGAAAUCUAGACGACAUGAAAUCCUUAAGUCUUCUUUGUGGUUCUGCAGUAUUAUGGGUGACAUUACAGAAUUUUUCUGUCCUGAUAAGAAUUUGUUGCUUAAAGUCAGAGGUUAUGGUGACAGAAUUAUCACUAUUCUAAGUGAUGAUACAGAACUGGGGAACAUACUGUAAGAAGCAUCUUCUCAGUCUGAUAUGCUUGAUGCUGAUUCAUCCUUUUACAGUACUCUUUAUGGAUGCUAUUUAGUCACUCAGAUGAAUCAACUUCAUUUUGUAAUCCUCCCAAAAAAAGAAGCAUCACCAGUAAUCAGAAUCCUUCUGCUGACCAAUAAGAACUUGGCAUUGUAUUUCCAACAUGCCCAUCUUCAGGUCAUGUUUUACUGCAGAUAAGCAGUACCCACCACCUGUGGACAUAUUGGCCCUUGGCUGAAAAAUAAUUGAUAAUUGCUCUAUUCCUGUCUUUAAUUCUGGUUCUAUGUCUCCUCCAACACUGCUGCAAGUUAUAGCAUCUAAUUUCCAAGCUCUAAAGGUAUGUGCUCAAGAGAGAUGCGGUUUUACUGUUGGUAUGUCAUGCACAACCUACUACCAUUGCUCUGCUACUGAAGGAUGUAACAACUGUAACUAGUUCUAUUGUACAAGAUGAAGAAAAUGGUAAUGAUAAUAGUGAGCAGCUAUAAAGAGUUCAUGAAAGUGCAUUUUGUUUCAUAAGCCUUAUUUUCAUUCAAGUUGGAUUGGUUAGAUAUCUAUUACUGUAAGUAACUUGCAUUUGUAGCCCACAACCUGUAUUUAAUUUUUUAUUUACUCGGUAACCAAAUUGGCACUUUUUAAUGAAAUAAGCUUCACUUUAAGCUUGGUCUCUGAGGACUGCUUGUUUUACAUCACAAACAAGAAAGACAUUUCCCUAAUUACUCAUCUUCUAUACAGUGGACCCCCAGUUAACGAUAUUUUUUCAUUCCAGAAGUAUGUUCAGGUGCCAGUACUGACCGAAUUUGUUCCCAUAAGGAAUAUUGUGAAGUAGAUUAGUCCAUUUCAGACCCCCAAACAUACACGUACAAACACACUUACAUAAAUACACUUACAUAAUUGGUCGCAUUGGGAGGUGAUCGUUAAGCGGGGGUCCACUGUAUUUGACAACUGUAUCGUGUGCCCUCAGCCUGGGACUGAGAUGUCCCAUUUGUUGGGGAUCCCUUACUCACAUAUUUUGACUUUCAUACUUUUAUUUAUAAUUUUAUAGAUACAGUGGUACCUCGGGAUACGAACUUAAUUUGUUCCAGAAGGCUGUGAGUGCCAGUAUUGAACGAAUUUGUUCCCAUAAGGAAUAAUGUAAAUUAGAUUAAUCCAUUUCAGACCCCCAAACAUACACUUUCAAAAGCACUUACAUAAAUACACUUACAUAAUUGUUCGAGUUUUGAGCUGUUCGUAUCCCGAGGUACCACUGUACUUUUUUGUAUAAAAAAAAAAGAGACAAUACAAGUUCAUUAUUAGUUUGCACGACUAUGUUCCAACAAUUGUAACAUAUUACAUGCAGCUGGAACACACUGCAGAUACAUGAAAAAAAAAGUUUUAUUAUCCUGAAUUAUAAAGAAUUCUAGAGGUUGGAUUACAGUGCUUGCUCUCUGUAGAAGAGGUGGAAAUGUUGCAGUUGAGAAAGUCAUUGGAAUUGAAAUGUCUGUGCAGCAGCUCUGAGAACACAGCUGUUGAAUGGUUGAUGAUGAAUGCAUUUCAUUUUUUGGGGUCACUGUACCUCUGUAGGAGGUGACCAGUUUUUAAAAAAAUGUACAGGAACCAAUAUGCCUUAUAUUAUCCACAGGGAACUGAUAAUGUGUAUAUAUGUUGUGCAGUGAUGUUUUUUAAUCAGAUUCUCAUUAUACCUCUUAUAUUUUUAAGUAUAUAUGUGUAAGAAAUCAAACAAUUCCAAUACAGUAUUUUAUAACAAGUAGUUAUAUUAAUAGAGUGUGAAUACACUAAGAUCCAUGUAGUGUUUUUUUGAAUGUGUGCUUUAUAGAUAAGAAUUUCAUUGUGUUAAUGGAAUUCUUAUUGUAAUAAUAGGGGGUCUUAUAAUAGCUUUUGGGCAAAGUAGAUAUGGUGUGUAAUGUUGCUUUGUUGAUUAUACCUACAUUUCUUGUGUUAUAAAUUCAUGCAGUUUUCUUAAAAAAAUUAAAACAUCCUAACAUACGUACCAGUACAUGGACAUAUACUAUAUAUAUAUAUAAUAGCACAUGAAAUCACAGAUAAACUAAGAACCAACACAUGUGGUCUUUCAACUGCAGUUCGUGCAAUACAGGAAUGUAAGAAAAUGUAAUUAUGGUCAGCUUGCUUUUAAUGCUUACACUAUGUAUAUUUUGAUCUAUGUACAUGCUCAAAUUUACAGUGGAACCUUGGUUUUUGUUUGCCCUGGUUUUCCUCAAAUUUGGUUUUCGGCAACUUUUUUUGUCAAAAUUUUGUCCCUGUUUUCGUUUAUCACCUCGGUUUUCGUCGAGCUGACAGUGGCCCGCUGUACCAAAUGUGUUAGCCCGUGCCCAUGCAAAGCAUCCCACACAUUCCUAGUCAGUCUGCUUUGUUUCUCAUCAGUAGAGGGUGGUAGUGAUGGUGGUAGAGAUAACCCCCGCGGCGUGAUGUUAAAUGUUCAUUUACCUAUUCCACUAGUCCUUUAUAUUUAUUUCUCAUUGUUUUCUGUAUGUAAAACUAGUUAUUUUCUAUAAAAUGUAUUUUUUGUUAAUACUUUUGGGUGUCUGGAAUGGAUUAAUUGGGUUUACAUUAUUUCUUAUGGGAAAUAUUGCUUCAGUUUUUGUCGAAUUUGGUUUUCAUCAGACUUUCUGCAACGAAUUAAUGACGAAAACCGAGGUUCCACUGUAUGUACAUCUGUAACCUAAUUUGAAUUGUGUUAACUUUAUGCUAGAAGAGUGUUCAUGCAAGACUGAUGACAAAAUCUUUCAUCAUGUAAUGAAAACUGCCUAUUUCAAUAAGUUUUAUGUUGUGGUUUUUGAAAUAUUGUGAUUUAUCUCUUAAGAUAUUCUGUGAUUCCAUGAAUGCCAUUUCUUUUUUCUUUAAUAGCUUUGGACGAAAAUAUUUUGUGCUGCAAAUUUUGGAGCUUUCAGAAAGAAUACAAAGUCACAAUACUGUGACUGGAACAAUACACAUACAGAAACUUAUUACGAUGUUUUGGUCCGACUUGGACCAUUAACUAGUCACACACUUUGGAUGAUGUUUCAGUCUAAGUUGGACUGAAACAUCAUCAAAAGUUUGUCUCCUAUGCGAGUUAUUUAUGUAUUGGAGUUUUCAAGUAAAAAAAAAAAAAGUCAACCAAAGGAGGAAUUAUAAAUUUUUGUUAAUGCAAAUACAGUGGUACCUUGACUUAUGAGUGCCCCAACUUAUGACUUUUUUGAGUUAUGAGCCGUUGCUCAGUUGAUUUUUUACUUUGAGUUGCAAGCCAAAAUCCGAGUUAAGAGCGAGCUUCAGAUACGCCACCACUAAUUGGCGGCGUAUCUGAAGUCAAAUCCAACUCUGUACCCAGAGGAACGUCAGGUACUUUGUCCUAUCCCACAUGCUCUUCCAAGACAUAACUGGAAGGAUAAUACUCCCACACUAACCACAGAUUGUAGUGAGGCACCUCGUUCCCUGUUUGGUUCUUGUAUAAAUCCGGGGAAGAGGUAACCUCCAUUUCAACACUCAGAGUUUUUCCAGAAACAUUAAUUAAGGUCAGUGGAGUAGUGAUGGUGGCAAGUGGAGUACUGAUAGUGGUGGGUGGAGUAGUGAUGGUAGUGGGUGUAGUAGUGAUAGUGGUGGGUGGAAUAGUGAUGGCAGUGGGUGGAGUAGUCAUGGUGGUGAUUGGAGUAGUGAUAGUGGUGGGUGGAGUAGUGACUGUGGUGGGUGGAGUAGAGAUGGUGGUGGGUGGAGUAUACAGUAUUUCUUAUUUAUAAAUACAUUUUUCUUAUUUAAAAACCCUUAACCAGAAAAUUGGGGUGGUUUUUUAAGGGGUGGAAUGGAUUAAUGGCAUUUCAAUUAAUUUCAGUGGGGAAAAUUGAUUUGAUAUACGAGCAAAUUGAAUUAUGACUCGGUCACAGAAUGAAUUAAACUCGUAAGUACCACUAUUUUUCAGUUCCUACCUCAUGGUAGUUUAUGAAUUAUUUAAGCUACUUUUUGCUUUGUGUAAUGUCUGUAAUAUUAUUUUGCUAGGUUAUUUGUAUGAGCAUUAGUGCAUUAUUAUUAAAUUCAUGGGGGAGGGGUGCUAAAUCCAUAUUAACCAUACAGCACCUCGGGGAAAAGGGAAGUAAUCAGGUUUGAUCUUGGGAAGGUGAAGUCAGGUUCACUUUCUUUGAUCAUUAUCCCAUCAUUUUUUUGAGGGGGAAGUACAGUGGUACCUCGAGUUAGGAACAUAAUUCAUUCCAGAAGGCUGUUCAAGUGCCGUUACCAAACAAAUUUGUUCCCAUAAGGAAUAAUGUAAAUUAGACUAGUCUGUUUCAGACCCCCAAAAAUAUACUUACAAAAGCACUUACAAAAAUACACUUACAUAAACUGUUCGAGUUGGAAGCUGUUCGAAACUCGAGGUACCACUGUAUUAGUAUAGAUAUCAGGUACUGUCUUCAUAAUUUUUCAAUGGCAUAUAAUUGGUUUAAAGUUUCAUGUAGUGCAGUUUUUAUAGGUUUUUGUUAUUAGAUAAUCUCUUCCAAGGUACGCAUCCAUAAUUUGAUUUUGCUGUUAGUUUGUACAGUAAUUAAUUGUCAGGAUUUUAGUUUUGUAAAAGGAUAAAUAAAUGGUGAAGAAAUUUAA
Messenger RNA from Cherax quadricarinatus, 11407 nucleotides. RefSeq names its product 5'-3' exonuclease PLD3. The record is from RefSeq and is a predicted model, not a curated record. Lineage: Eukaryota; Metazoa; Arthropoda; Malacostraca; Decapoda; Parastacidae. Gene Ontology annotation, molecular function: catalytic activity.